Molecule: messenger RNA, 5437 nt
Organism: Micropterus salmoides (largemouth bass)
Lineage: Eukaryota; Metazoa; Chordata; Actinopteri; Centrarchiformes; Centrarchidae
Product: GDNF family receptor alpha-2-like
Exons: 8
Coding region: 597-2006 (469 amino acids)
Biological process (GO): nervous system development
Cellular component (GO): signaling receptor complex; external side of plasma membrane
Molecular function (GO): signaling receptor activity
Source: RefSeq, a predicted model, not a curated record
AAGAAGCGUUCACUCACUCCAGAGGAGCGCGCAGCUUUUUGAGGGAACCAGUGGUGGUGUGGGGGAAAAAAAUCCAGUCAGCGUUUUGUAGCACUUUCAGAUGAUUUAUUCUACCUCGUUAGAGAUAUUGGCAUAGCUGACAGCUGAUUUUCCGACAGUUUAAGGGAUGUUUUAGGGACACUUUGUAUCCAAGGGGCAAUUGGAGCGGCAAGUCUGAGCCUUUAUAAUGCGGAGAGAUCAAGUCUCAGUAGUUUGUCGGUAUGAACGCAGCGCAGACGGACCCUGAGUAACCUCUUUCAUGGAUUGACUGAUUGAUUGCUUGGCCUUUGAUUUUUGAUUUUUUUCAAUAACAAAGAUUUUUUUUUUCUGUGUCGUGGUUAGUCUGUUAUUUCCCCACAAAACGUGGAUUAUUGUUGGGAGUCGAGGAUUUUUUUUUGGAGGUGCGUCUUACUGAGGAUAUCUUUAUUUUAUAUCUUUUUUUUUUUUUUUUAGCCUACACCUUGGUCAAGGAUCCGGAAAGGGGAAUUAACCUUUCACAAGGUGGAAAUAUUAGUCUUAUUGGACCCCAACUCAUCUCCCUUGCCUCUAAGUCCAAUAUGAAGUCUCUCACUGUGUGGAUGUGGUUUUACAUCUUCCGUCUGCUCUUAGAUGAGGCAGCGAGCUCCUGGGAUGGUCCCUCAGCUUUGUCUGUGUCCUUGGCCAGUGGUUCUCCAGGAUCUCCAAGCCCCGGGUCUGGGCCAGGAGCUCAGCCAGAAUGGGUAGACUGCAUCCAGGCGAGCGACAUGUGCAACCAGGACCCUUACUGCAGCUCUCGGUACCGGGUAAUGCGCCAGUGCCUUGUGGGCAAGGAGAAAGAAGCCAUGCUGGACAACAACAGGGAGUGCCAGGCUGCCUUGGAAGUGCUGGUGGGUACUCGUCUGUAUGACUGCCGCUGCAAGAGGGGCAUGAAGAAGGAGCUGCAGUGUCUGCAGAACUACUGGACCAUCCACAUGGGGCUCAAUGAAGGUGGAGACAUGGAUGACUCUUCCCCAUAUGAACCGGUAGCACCAAACCGACACCCUGAUGCUUUCCGUUUGGCCUCCAUCUCUUCAGGGAUGCUCACAGUGGCCCCAAAAGGUUUCCACUGUCUUGAUGCUGAGAAAAACUGCAACCCCUGUCUUGAUGCGGCCAAAGCCUGCAACCUCAAUGGCAGCUGCAAGAGGCAACGCUCCGCCUACAUUGCUACCUGCAGCAAGGAGGACCCCAACAAGGGUGAAACCUGCAGCAAGAAGCGCUGCCACAAAGCACUGAGAUUGUUCCUGGACCGUGUGCCCCCAGAGUUCAGCCACCGGCUGCUCUUCUGCCCAUGCCAGACCGAAGGUUGUGCAGAACGACGCAGACAGACAAUCGUGCCAGAUUGCUCCUAUAAAGAUAAGGAGAAACCCAACUGUUUGGAGCUACGGAGGGUCUGCCGCCAGGACCCACUCUGCAGGUCAAGGCUGGCUGAUUACAAGGUGAACUGCUGGGUGACUCCGCACGCAGUGAGCACCUGUCCCAACCAAGACAAUCACCAAGCCUGCUUGGCCUCCUACGCAAGGCUCAUCGGGACAGAAAUUACUCCCAACUAUGUCGACAGCAGCUUCUCCAACUGGACCAUCUCCCCGUGGUGCACCUGUAAGGGCAGUGGAAACCAAGAAGAGGAAUGUAUAAACUUCCUGCGGUACUUCUCCGAUAAUACAUGCCUAAGAAAUGCCAUUAAGGCUUUUGGUUAUGGGAUAGACAACAUGCAGAACAAAAAUGUGUCUGUCCCAGGGCCAUCAGCGACGACGAAGACGGGGUCAGACUGGUCAACAGGCACUUCAGAAGCUCCCUUUGUCACCAUCCCAAAGUAUCCUGAACCAAGAGACGGUGGCUUGGGCAAAACCCGGGGCCUGCCAGAGGAUCACUCUGCCUGUCUGUGUGCCAACGUCUGGGCUCUGCUUCCCAGCCUGGUUUUGGCUCUGGUCCUGGCCCAGCAUGCCUUAUAGAAGUGCCAGGAGGAGAAAAAAGAGGUCAUCCACCCACAAGCUGAUCCCAAAAGCAGAAGGUGUUAUUUCUGAGACUGAUAUUAAGAAGGCUGAAUCUCUGGGCAGUUGACAUAAAUGGCAUUUAUGAAAGAGGAAAAAAACAAAAAGAGGAAAAAGGUGGAAAAUACUGAAAUUUUGCAGUUGUGAUUUUGUUGUUUAUUUAAUGUAUUGUUUUGGGCGGACCGCAACUGUGAUGAAGCACAUGGCUCCUAAAACAGACCCUUGGUAGGAGAGGCCAUGAAGGCCAUUCUCUAGGAACAACUCUCCCUCUGACUGAGACACCUGGAGAACUGAAGCUGAUUAUGUCAAGGCUCCUGAACUUUUUUCACCAAAGGAGAGAGAGAGGGAAUGAACAACAUAAUUAAAAGAAGACAGGGUUGACAGAAAAGAAAUUGAUGCAGAGAAAAUGAAUGAGCAAGAGGUAAAUGGGGUAGAGUGAAAGCGAAAAGAGAAAGCAAGAGAAAGAGACAUAUUUCUGCUAUAUCAGUCACACUUUUUUUUGUCUUGAAUUGGUUCUUGACUUAAGCUUCUCUUGGAUGAACAGACCACAAAUUUAGGGGCGGGGAAGGGGAAUGAUUACAUUCUGUCUCUUCAACACAAGUGUAAACUCUAAACUGUAAAGGCUACUCAGUGUUCUAAGUGUUGGUAUAGUAUCCGUGACCAUAAUCAAUCUACCGUACAGCUCUUUCAUUUGGGUGCUACAGUAAACUUUUUCAGCAGGCGGUGAAAAGAACUAAAGUCUGCGACAUUACCAGUUAAUGGUUCUUUGGUCAUUUGAGAUGUUGUUGUUGAUGGGUGUGCGCCAUACGUCCACCUGCACAUGUGUAUAUUUCUGUCUCUAUGUAUAUAAGCAACACUUUUAUUUCAUUCAACUGAAUUAUAUCUACAGUACCUUGAAUGGACAUUACUGUAUGCUAAGAUGGCUCUGUAUUGAGUAUUGGUACAAAUGGAAGGCCUUCAUUAUCUGCGUUUAUAUUUGUCUAUAAAGGUUUGAUCACAAAGAAUGUAUACAGAGAUGAGAUGAGAUGAGAUUAAAUGAGCUCAAACUGCUUGGAAAGCCAUAACCGGUGUGUGGGUGUAUUAUACUGUGUUCAUUGAGUGUGUGUGGACAAUUAUUGCAAUGUGUGUGCGUCUAUGUUUACAUGGAGGAGAAAAGUAGCUCAUAAGGAGCAGUUGAAAUUGCCAAUGUGGGGGUUCAUUCUGCCCCCUCAGAGAGCAGAGGUUAUGAUGCAUAGUGUAAUUAACAGCAGUUUUUUCUAAGAGUAAGGACAGCCACCAGCUUUUGAAAGUGCUUGUGACCCAGCCCUUUAACUAUAUUGUUCCUCUUUUCAUAUAAUAUUUUAAAGAUCCCUUAUUGUAGGAAUUCAAAAAUGUCUUAAAAAGCAUAAAGACUGGAAACAGGGAAAACAGCUAGCAUGGCUCUUUGUAAAUGUAACAAAAUCUCCAGGAUCAGAAUCUCCAGGACCAGGAUCUCUAAAACUCAGUAAUUAACAAGGAAUAUUUUGUUUGUUUAGUCUUAAAAUACAUUGUGAUUGUGAAUAUAUUUAUUUACCAGACAUAGCUAAAAUCUAAUUCUCAUCUGCAGUCCCUGCAGUUGAGAUUGUCUUACUUUCAACACUCAAAGGCCUCAUAUGUGCAUAGUUAUUUGCUGUAAUCAUUCACCCUGUGAUGUGAUCACUUCCUAGUGUGAUUCUACUGUAAGAAAUGGGAAAAUGCUAAAAAGAGAUCUCAUCAUGGCCAGCGUGGAUAGUGAUCAACAACCUUUUCAAUGUCGAUAUGGGUGUCAUAUUAAAAAUCUUAAAGGUUCAGUGUAUAAUAUUUAGGAUUAUCUAUUGACAGAAAUGCAACAUAAUAUACAUAACUAUGUUUUCAAUGGUGUAUAAAAAACCUACAUAAUUAACCAUUACGUUUCUAUUAUCUUAGAAUGAGCCAUUUCUAUCUACAUAAACCACAGGUCCUCUUACAUGGAUGUUGCCAUGUUGCGUUGCCAUGUUUCUACAGUAGCCCAAAUGGGCAAACCGCUCUACAGAGUGCGGUUCGUCACUACGCUGAAUACGUACAAAGAAGUAGAACAAGUAAUGUUAGUUAAAGUAAUAAAGUAGUAGCAGGAGUAGUAGUCUACUGGUUUAUUAGAAGUAAGAAAUUUGGCUAAAUGGAAGACCACAGCUAUUAUUUAGCCGACUAAGCAUGUCGGCCACCAUAGCUUCUCUUGUGUGCAUGGAAAGGGAGUGGGGAGCAGUGCAUUCAUGUGGUGUCGGAAUAACCAGAAUCUCUUAGUCCUCCUUAAAUCUGUAUUGCAAAAAAGUGUUCAUGAGACAUAAAGGAGUAUACAGAUUCAUGCAAAAUCACAUAUUGCAUAUAUAUAUUUUGUAAACAUGUAAUUUGUAAAAUGGUUAACGGUUAGUUUGCUAUGCAUGUAAAGUGAACUAGUCAUCUGCAUGUUUUUUAUACACUCUGUUAAUGCUAAUCCAACACAUCUUUGUAGUAGCAUCUUGAAUAGCAGCUUGCAAUUCGCAACUAGAUGCCACUAAAACAUACACACUGAACCUUUAACAUAUACUUUAAAAAACCUAUCCCUCCAUUUGACUGGAAAUCAUUUCACAUUGGUAAAUUUGUAGCAUUUCAACUGGAAAGUCUCAAGUGGGCAGAUUUCAUUAUUUUGAACUAGAGGAGCUGAGAUCUUCAGCCAACCAUCAGUGAGGACUUCAAAGUCAUUCAAUAUGACUGCUGAAACACAGUUAUUUUUAAAAUAUAAUGAAGAGAAUUAUAUUUGUUCUGGACUAUAGUAUAUUUCCAAACAAGAACAAGCAGACCAAAUAAUAUUGGAACUUUAUUUUAGAAUAUAUCACUAUAUUCAUACACUAAAAAUAUAAAUUUUACCCAUGAUGUAUUGCUUUUCUUUUUAAAACAUACGCCCUCUGACAUGUAUUCAAACUUUCACUGGCAUGUUUGCAAAUGAACGAUGUGUUUUUCUGUGUUUCUGCAUACAUAAAUUUUUCCUUGCAGUGAAUGAAUGUUGACUGUUACUGACGCACAAUCAGUGCUUCCACCAAAAUGUUUAUGCCUUCAGGCGGCACAUCAAGUAUAGUGUUAUGCCACAUAAAUGCAUGCUACUGAACCUAACAUCUUUAUGUUACCGGGCGAUUUAGAAAAAGGUUUACAAUCUGUCACUGGAACAGAUGUAAAACUAAACUCUGCUCAAUAUGUUAUUGUUAACUGUGGUUGCACCAUAGACAGUGCGGUCAGGCCUGGCAUAAAUUACAAUGAUUUCCUAAACUGGUGGUUAUACUGCUCUGGUCUGUUGAGAAUAUAAAAUGUCAAACACUUGAACAUAAUAUGUAUAAUUUCACAUUGUGAGCUCCACGUUCAAUACAUUUGACAGUGACACCGUG